CGUCAAGCCAGUCAUGCCUAUUGUGCUCCUGACUCCGCCUACCAUGCCUCUUAAUUCUAGCUGUACCGAGUGUCGUAGCAAGCGGCUGCGAUGCGAUCGUAAUCAGCCCUGCUCGCGGUGCUCGUCCAAGGGAAAAGCCCACCUAUGCCAGCGUGAGGCGCGAAAACCGCGGGGCGGGCAACGUCCUCGGCCCAUUGUCAACGGUGAACGGCCCAUUGUCAACGGUGAACAAGGCCUGGCGGAGCCGUCGUCGCUGUCAUCUUCUUCCCUUUCGACAUCUGGCUCUCCCUCGUCUGUAUCUUCUUUCGAUAUUUUGCCAGACGCGGCAACGUGUAAAGAACUUCUUUAUAUCUUUGAGCGUCGGGUCUAUACGCUCGUUGGCGCCUGCGUGGACCUGGUCCACCUUCGUGACAUUGUCCAGAAAAGAUCUUUGGCGAAUCAGAGUCGAGAUGAUGCCUUGCUGUGCACAACCGUGCUCGCUAGCUCUAUCCACCACCACUUUGACCCACAAGCUAAAAAGGAGCUCCGGAGCCGGCAUGCACGUCUCAUAGAGGCGAGUCUGGGCUUUCUCGAUCUCGAAAGGCAAUCAGUGUCCACGCUCAAAGGGCUCCAGUCUCUGAUAUUCCUGCUCUUCUCCGGACUUGAAGGUGCGCAGAGCCAGUCGCUCUUCGAUGUUGCUGUUCGAUCAGCGCAAGCCAUGGGACUUCAUCGCCUCGGAAAUGCACCGAUAGAAGAUGAGGGCGCUGUUCGCUCAUGGUGGCUUCUAGUCGCGCGCUCAUGGAUCACGGCCACACAAACUGGGACCUACGCGAUCCAUGCAUCACAAUUCAGCACGCGUCGUUGGAUCGUCCUACCGUCAGAGCGGCAGCAGCUUCAUCAAGACGAGCCGCACGGAUGGACAACCACCUCCUUUCUUGAAAGCAUGCUCACACUUGCUGACGUGACACGGCGAAGCGUUGAUCUGCUCAACGCCAUACCUUCUCCAUCCACUACACAUACAUCCUCAGCUGCUGCCGUUGAGAUUGAGACAAGAAAGAUGCUCGCAAGGAAUUUUGUCGACGCGGCCAUGAUCCUACCCGAGUACUAUUCUUUUGCCCAGCCAAUCAAGACAUCGAAGCUGGCCAAUCGGUGGAAGGUUGGUGACAAGCCCAGGCAUUCACAGGAGCGCUGUGUGCUGCAGCAAUACAUCUUCACAAAUGUCGCAAGAUUGCAUGUCUAUGAGAUGUGUUCGGAGACGCCCGUCACGAUCGAGGAGAUUCCACUGCAGGCCAUCAAAGUGCUGUCGAGCCACCUCUACACCUUCUUGACGCAAGCAUGCGACGUGAAGCUUCCACUUGGCUCGUCGGCUUCUCAUGCUAGCCCCGAAGAGAGCGGUAUCGACCGACAGGUUCCACUCGUGGCUCGCCAGCUGAUGCAGCGCAAGCUCCUCUAUAUCCUCAACGAAGAACAAGAAAUUGGAGGGCCAGCGGUUGAGGAAGAGCAUCGACAUCCAGACUGUCUACGCAUCACUGCGCUCGUCGAGAGACUCAGCUCGCCCGACAGCACUUUCGGCCAGCUCAAAGAAACGUGCGAAGCAAUCAUUGCUGCCUGCGAUGAAGCCUGUCUUCGGAGCUCGACUGCACAUAUCAACUCUCCAACAGCAGCUGCGGACCUCGCCGCCCAUCGAGACAGCACACUAGAGACAAGACCACACUUGAUUGACCUCCAGGAUCCUUUGGGGCUCACCAUGGAUCAGGUCUGGGCUCAAUUGUCUGCACAGCUCUUCUUCCAGUGA
Molecule: messenger RNA, 1774 nt
Organism: Acaromyces ingoldii
Lineage: Eukaryota; Fungi; Basidiomycota; Exobasidiomycetes; Exobasidiales; Cryptobasidiaceae
Exons: 3
Coding region: 14-1774 (586 amino acids)
Biological process (GO): regulation of DNA-templated transcription
Molecular function (GO): DNA-binding transcription factor activity, RNA polymerase II-specific; zinc ion binding
Source: RefSeq, a predicted model, not a curated record